AUGUCUUCCCAGAACAAAGUCGUUGUGCCAGCCCCAAGCGGCAAGCAGAGGCAAGAUAUUACGCCCCUACAGAAGGAUAGAAAUGCGCUGCCAAUCUCAAUCAUCCCAAAAAAGAACAACCCAUGUUCAGAAGCUCAAUUUACAUCCAUCUUACCAAAAACUAAGCAGCCAGUGGAAUUUAAUGCGUGGAACAUCAGCAAUGUUGUCUAUGUGUUAGGUCACGCAAAGAAGAAGGGACUGUCCUCUGCCCCUGGAAGUUUCCAGAAGAGACUCAAGACAAACGACAACGAGUUGUUGAGACUAGGUCAAACAGAAGAUCACAAUCACCCAGGCAUGCGGAGUGAGUUACGCGAGUUCAUGUCGGCAGUCGCGUCGACGCUACGAGAUAUCCAAGAGCGUCUAGAGGAGAAAGACUUCUGA
Trichoderma harzianum CBS 226.95 is the source of this 420-nucleotide messenger RNA. RefSeq lists its product as hypothetical. NCBI's taxonomy places the organism in Eukaryota, Fungi, Ascomycota, Sordariomycetes, Hypocreales, Hypocreaceae. The transcript has a single exon. The record is from RefSeq and is a predicted model, not a curated record. Bases 1 to 420 code for a protein of 139 amino acids.